Molecule: messenger RNA, 1233 nt
Organism: Arachis ipaensis
Lineage: Eukaryota; Viridiplantae; Streptophyta; Magnoliopsida; Fabales; Fabaceae
Source: RefSeq, a predicted model, not a curated record
AUGAUAGAGCUAUACGUUGAGUUCGAACAGCAGUCAGAGUUGGGCCCGGUCGGGGAGGAGGUCAAUAUUGAUGAGGUCAGGGAUAUAGAUUGGGAAGAAGAUAAUAAUAAUGACAGUGAAGAGGAAUUCGAAGCUAACUAUGAAGUCGAUGACGAAAACGAUGAUGGAGACUUGGCAGGCAAUCCGGCGGUGCAAAAUGAAGCAAAUGCGAUUGUAAGCCAGCACCCGUUUGGUGUUUCGUCUUUUAUGCGGACUCUAGAUCUCGAAACCAUGCAUGCCCCGGAAUUUCCUGAGUAUGCGAAUACGGGUGAAGGCAACACUGAGGCGGAAGAUGGCGAGUUUAGGGUCGGAAUGGAAUUUGGUUCGAGAGAGUCGACAUUCUAUGCGAAAUGCAAGGGGUAUGGUGCAGGGUGCGACUGGCUUAUCCGAGCUAGCUUGAUUCGAAAAAAAGCUUGUUGGGAGAUCAGCAGAUACAAUGGCAAGCACACGUGCACCGUGGGCACGAUUUCACAAGAUCAUGCCAAGUUGGACUCGGACACAAUUGCAGAUGGCAUUAGGCCGUUGGUCGAAGCAGACACCGCGAUAAAGGUGAAGUCUGUUAUUGCAGAAGUCCAAGGUAGGUUCAACUACACUGUGAGUUACCGCAAGGAUUGGUUGGCAAAGCAAAAAGUUGUCGCAAAAGUUUUCGGUGAUUGGGAAGUUUCUUACCAGACUUUGCCAGUAUGGUUGAAAGCAAUGACAGUGAAGAUGCCAAGGUCUCGUGUUCAAAUUAAAAUACUUCCCGUUUACCGUGAGAGUGAGGAGAUUCAGGGUGUUGAUGGCACGCACCUGUACGGAAAAUAUAAAGGAGCACUUCUGGUAACGGUUGCACAAGAUGAGAAUCAAAACAUUGUGCAUAUUGCAUUUGCAAUUAUCGAGGGCGAGAUAGCAGACGCAUGGGAGUUUUUCCUAACCAAUUUGCGGAGAUAUGUUGUUACCAUUGAUGGUGUGGGUAUUAUUUCUGACCGCCAUACCUCCAUCAACGCUGCAAUAGCUCGCAGUAACGGUGCAUGGUCACCACCAAGGGCGUGGCACAUGUAUUGCAUCAGGCACAUCGGGUCCAACUUCUUAAGGAGGUUCAAGGCUCCAUAUUUGCAUAAACUCGUGGUGAAUAUAGGCUAUUCUAGGACGGAGCAGGAGUACAACAAAAACUACCAAAGGCUUAAAGAGCGAGGUGAGGCAUAUACUCAAUAG